CAAUUUAUCGAAUAUUUAUCAGUGGCCUUGCGUGUACGAGUGUGUACAUAAGCAUUUCGCGUACCGUUGUGCAUACAUUUCAAUAAUUAUUAUUAAUAUUGUUUGUCGUUCGUGCACCGCAGUUCCGACAUCCGGGUACUUUGGCCUUUUCCCGACGCGUUGAACAACGGCCGUGCGCUGGCCCAUCUCGUUCGCGGUGCUGCAAUGGUGCUACGUUAGGGUGGACGACGCGGAAGUGUUGCUGAUAUUUGACCCACUAAGUCGGCCAUGCCCGUCUCAUAGUCAAUAGCUCCUAGACGACAUGAACUGCCAUCAAAUACUGAGCGGUGCCUGCAACGCUGGCGACCGGUGUUUUGCUGUAGGCAGCGUUGAAGGCGUACCGUUCACCGCUUAUGCGGCUGGAUGCAAUAUCGUCAUUCUGGCGAGUACGUUUGAACGGGUGCAAAUCAUUCCUGGUGCAAUACACAAUUAUAUCCGUAUCAGUUGUUUGGAUUGCUCAACAGAUACGGGCAAAAUAGCUGCUGCCUAUGACAAUCAAAUAUGUGUUUUUGAACCAACCCCUUUGGUUUGCAAGAAUUCACCUCAUCAAUUAGAUUAUAAAUGGGUUGAGACUGCUAGCUGGCGAACUGCUUGUCGUAUUAGUUGUUUGUCAUGGAAUUUGGAAGGCACAAGAUUACUUACAGGAGGUACUAUUUUACAACUAUGGCAUCAACAAUUACCUGAUGAAGCCUUGGAAGGAAAUACGGGAAUGACAAGUGAUGGAGUAACUUUUGAAAUUGGUGAAGAAGCAAUACCCAUUUCAACAACAACAUCUAAUAACUGUGAAAUCCGUGGAUGGGAAAAUGUUUGGCAGAAAGAAACAGCAACUCCAGUAGUUCACAUCGCAUUUUCACCAGAUGGAACAUUAUUUGCUACUGCUGGUAAAGAUGACAGACUAGUCAAAAUUUGGUUUGAAAAUAAACAAUUACUAUUUCCAUCAAAAAGUGUUGAUCAGACUUAUUCAAUGAGUGCUAUUUCAAAUGCUGGUGAUCCAAAUUAUGGUUUUGUGUAUAUAGCUCACCCUCGUGCUGUAACACAACUCUCAUGGCGAAAAACUAGCAAAUACAUGCCUAAAGGAUCUGUUUCAAAUAUGUUAGUAACAUCAUGCCGUGAUAAUAUAUGUCGAUUGUGGUCAGAAACUGUAUUACCAGAUGAUGGUUUAGUAAAUAUGAGUCAUUUUGAUCCAUUAGCUGCUCAUAAUCCCCGAUUUCGAACACAUAGACAUAAACAUAGACUUCUGCAGCGUCUCAAACACAUGAAAGCUUGUUUUCAUAUACGAAGACAUGCUAAACAUCAAGGUGAUCUUGGAACUGGUAUAGCUGGAAGUACAAGUUCAACAAUACCAACAUUACCAUCUACAUUCAGUGUUCAUGAUUUUCACAGUUACGGUUUUCAUGGUACAGGAAUUAUUCCUGGAUUGCAUUUUCAUUUAGCUGCGAGUAUAAAUGCUGAAACAGACAUUCCAUUAGUGCCAAGUUUAUCAAGCACUGACCCUGAAAGAGAACCAAAUUUUGUUCUACAUUGGCUCAAUAAUAAAGAAAUGCAUUUUUCUCUCCAAGCAGAAGCAAUACUUAAUGAACUAACCAAAAAAGUAGUAGAAAAAGAUGAUAUGCUAAUAAAUGAUCCUUUUGUUAUAAAUGAACAUCAUGAUAUUGAGUAUAAUGAUUCAAGACGUAAACCAAAUAAGCUUGGUAAAGGUACAUCACAAGAUGAAAGCGCUAGUGAUGAACACAGCUAUCCAUCAAGUCAUCCUACACUUAGUAAUACAACAUCUGUUAAUUCAUUUACAAAUGAUAAUAAUCACAUAACUACUGAUUCUCUUGAUAAUAAAAUUGAAUGUUUACUACGAGACUGGCACCAUAGCCCUGAUUUAUUAUUUGCUGUUCACCCUAUUGAUGGAAGUUAUUUAAUUUGGGUUGUUGAUUGGUUGGAUGAAUAUCACCCAGGGUCUUUCAGACAAGCUCAAGUUUCUUUUUCUACUAGAAUACCUAAUGCUUUUCCUCUUGGAGAUGCUACAACAAUGUCUCAUAAUGUUUGUUUAUAUCAUACAUCUGGAUCAAGUUUACAGUUAGCAUUUAGAGAUGUAGUUAAAACUGCUGCUGCAGCACCAAGCAAAUCACCUAGUGAUGUUCAUGCUACUAGUGGAGAUUAUGGUGAUUCAAGUCUUCCUAGAGUAUUAGAAGAAGAUGGUGAUUCUUUGGCUGGUGAUAUUGAUCUACAUCGUCAAAAUGAAACAGUUGAACCAUCAUCAUUGGAUGAAAAUGGAAAAAGCAAUCGACCUAAUUUAUCUACGGGUGAAGAUUCAGGGACAUUUAAUGACAUAAUAUCUGCACCACCAUGUCCUACUCUCUCAAUGGUUACUAAACAUACUAAUGGAACCCUUAAUUUAUGGCAAUUAACCUUUGCUGAUAAAUCAAAAUUUUCACAAGUGUUAAGUAUUGGACAUGCAUCACGAGCUUCUGGUCAUCGUUUCCGUGUAAAUGAUGUUACCUGUCACCCAGUAUUGCCAUUAUUGUUAACCACUUCUCAUCAUAAUUUAUCAGAUCAAGAAACUCCUGCUUCUCCAUUAUCACUCAACCCACCUACUGCUCAACCACCAACAGGAUUUUGUAGUGAACUUAUACUGUGGAGAGUUGAUGCUGUUGGACCACUUUCUAAAUCUGGUGGAGUUUCAGAACUUGCUCGUAUUAAUUCCCUUCAAAUUUCUGCAUUCUCAAAUGUUGCUUGGAUACCAACAUUACUUCCUAGUACUACAUUGGGUACAUUAUCAAAUUCUCCAAGUGCUUGUUUUGUGGCUUCCGAUGGUGAGUGCUUACGUGUUUAUCAAGCUGUUAUAGAUGCUAGAACAUUAUUAGCUGAAGUAUCUAGUUCAGAACACCGAAGUCGAAUCGCAGCUGACUCAAUGGUGAGCUUAUCAACUGAUGUUUCUUCAGAAAAUGAUUUAAAACAUAACUCAUUACACGAUCGUAUAAAAAUUGUUUCUCAACAAUCUACUGCUAGACCCGGGUGUAUAAUACAAUUGGAUGCUAUAUCUGAUGCAACACAUGAUUGGCAGAAUACUCAAUUUUUACAUGUAUUCCAAGAACAAUUAAUGACAGGAGAAAGAUCAUCUGGUAAAGGUUUAGUAGAUGCUAUACCUGACUUUGAAAACGAAGAGCCUGAUGAUGAUUUUGAGGAACCAUUUUAUUUAGUUGUACUUGAACGAACUGUUCAGGGUACUACAGUACAUAUGUGGCGUUUGAUUAUUGCUUCUCAACCUGAAACUUUCAGUGAAAUUAUGAUGUAUGUACCCGAUAGUCAAUUAGUACAAGAUGAUGAUGAAAUGGACAAUUCAGGAAAAUUAGGUGCUACAAAUUUAGGUGGGGAAGAAAAUACUCAGCCAACAUUUUCAAAUUUUGCUCCACAUGUCUCAAUAUCAACUACUAAAAUUUGUACCCAAGAAUUAAAUUUACCUGAUGGUGUAGAUGUCAUUCAUGCAUCUCCUGCUGGGGGACAUUUAAGUUCUGCUUCUAUUUAUCCAGCUUGUUUUGCACCAUAUGUAUUUGUAACUGCAUGUUCAGAUAGUACCUUACGAUUUUGGAAAUGUAAGAUUACAAAAACAGGAGAUGAAGUUAGUUAUCAGUGGGUAGAGUGGGAAAUGAUAAGAAAAGAUCGCAAUUCCAUGAUCGAAAUAUCAGGUCAGCCAUUAAAUAUAAGUGCAGCAUAUAGUGGCCGUAUUGCUUGUGCAUAUAAAUAUGGAAAAUCAUUUACUCGGCCAUCAAAAAAAGACCCAGAAUCAAGAUAUGUAAAUUUAUGUGUUGCUAUUUAUGAGUGUGAAAGUACGGGUGGUUCAGAAUGGUUACUUGAAGACACAAUACACAUGAAAAAUAUUCAUUUGCCCAAACUUCAUAUUGAUCCUAAUGUUGAUAUGACAUAUUUACAUGAUCAAACAAUACUAUCAUCCAAAAAACAUAAAUUACAAUCUACAGUUUUAAAAGCUUUAUCAUCAGAAGAUUUGGAUGGCACUACUGGAAGAAAUAAUGGAAGAAAUGGUGAAAAUGAUCAAAUUUUAGUUAAAAGUAGUCAUGGUUUAUUGGCUGUUCCUAGUUUUAGUACUCUUCAAUCAUUAAGAAAAUCUAUUAUUGAAAAUGGAAAUACUUGUCCAUUAACACAAAAACAUAUUGUUCAAUUAGAUUGGGUAUCCAAAGAAGAUGGAUCUCAUAUACUUACUGUUGCUGUUGGUAGUAAGAUUAUGUUAUUCACACCAGUAUCAAGUGAUUUAGCCCAAGCUAAUAUGAAAGCAAUGAAAGAAUCACAAUCAGUAAACCGUCCAAUUUUACGAAAAGCUUCAUCAUUAGCAUCUCCCAAUUUUGUUGAUGAAAUAAGGUGGAUGAAACUUAGAAAAAUUGAUCUUACUACAGCAGAUGGUUUACCUCCCCUUCCCAUGCAAAUAUCUUGGGUUAGAGAUGGUAUAUUAGUAGUAGGUAUGGACAGUGAAAUGCACGUAUAUUCACAAUGGAAACCAAACUCAUAUACACAAAAAAAUGCUUUGCCAUGUUGUAAAUUAGUACAUCAAGAAUCAGACGAGCUUCAAGAUACUAGAAAUCUAAGAGAUGAAGAUCUUAGAACAUUGGCUCAUGAAACAUCACAAAGAAGAUUGGCUAAUGUUAGUUCCAUGCCGCAUUUGUCACGUGUAAGCUCAAUAAAUUUAAAUAUGUUAACUGCAGAGACAAAGAAAAAAAAAUUAGGUGUUCAAAAUGGUGACUCAACAAAUAAUAUGGAUUCUUAUAUGCCUGAUUAUGGACUUUUUGAAGCUAGUCGAAUAGCGUGCCCUGUACUUCCUCAAUAUCAUCCUAAACAACUUAUGGAGUUAUUAAAUUCUGGUAAAAUACGUUGGGUUAAAGCCAUUCUUGCACAUCUUGUCAGGUGUAUUUCUACAACAUGUAGUGUAAGACAAGGUGCUGUUGUAUGUUCAUAUUCUGAAGAAGAUAAUCUUACUCGACAAAGAGGAUGGUCUAGGUCAAGAACAUUAUCUGUCAGUUAUGCUGGAGCUGCUUCAAGUCCACUGGAACCUAGAGGAUCCACUACUGCAAUUCCAGAAGAGCUGAUGUUAGAUUAUGCAGAAAUCACUUCCAUUCCUCCUUUACCUUUAUGGACACUUUUAGCAGCAGAUAAAGAAAAUGCCAGUACUGGACUUAAAUUAGCUGAAGAUGAAAAAGAUUAUAAUGAAUUAUUUAAUGGAAACAUUUCUACAUCAGAAGAUAAUCUUGAUGAUAUAUUGAAUGAUGAAUCAGAAUCAGAAAGUCCUCGUAGAUGUGAACGUAGGUUAUCCAACUCAACUGAGAAACAACAAUGUUUGCUGUCUCAUUUUGGACCAAAACAAGGUCAACUUUUAUCUCGUCUAUUAACUCAUACACAUUUACCUGGUUUAUCAAGUUUAGAUCAAAUGCAUUUGUUAGCACUUGCUGAUACUGUAUCUACAUGUAACACUGAUUUUGCUGACAGAUUUGUUGAUAAAACUCAGUUUACUAAAGACAGUUCAGCACCUCAUGAAGGUGAAGUAUGUUCGGAUUCGUUGGAUGACUGUGGUCUUAGAUUCUUAUUAGCAAUGAAGCAUUAUAAUUAUUUACUGCGGUGUUUGGGUGUUGCACAACGUACACAAUUUCAAAAAAGAGGAAUGUGUUCAGCAGAUAUUGCAUGGGCAUUCCAUUCUGAAAGUGAAGAGGAGUUAUUACAAUUAACCCCUUCUUAUGUACGAGGAACCCCACGUUGGUCAGCCUUAAAAGAAUUAGGGGUUGGAUGGUGGCUUAGAAAUCAAACUUUAUUAAGGACAUGUAUUGAAAAGAUUGCAAAAGCAGCUUAUCAGACAAAUCAGGAUCCUUUAGAUGCUGCUAUUUUUUAUCUUGCAAUGAAAAAGAAGUCUUUAGUUUGGGGACUAUUUAGAUCCAAGCGAGAUGAGCGAAUGACACAGUUUUUUUCGAAUAACUUUGCUGAAGAUCGUUGGCGUAAAGCUGCAUUGAAAAAUGCAUUUGCAUUACUAGGAAAACAACGGUUUGAGCAUGCUGCUGCAUUUUUCCUUUUAGCUGGUGCUCUUAGAGAUGCAAUUGAAGUGUGUUUAAAUAAAUUAGAUGACUUACAAUUAGCUAUGGUAAUAGCGCGAUUAUAUGAAGGUGAAAUUGAUUCUACCCCUCCAAGUCUUAAACGCUUAUUAUAUGAGGAAAUUCUUGGUUGUGAUCAAAAUGGUGAAAAUCAAAAAUUGUCCAUGGCUAAUCCUGAUCCUUUCUUACGUUCUAUGGCACUUUGGAUACUUAAAGAUUUUACUGGAAGUCUUAAUACCUUGGUUCAAACAAAUGUUGGUACAAUGCAUCCACAAUAUAAUGAUGAAGAAAAACAAGAAACAUCUGCUGCAAAUCCAAAUGUGUUCAAUUUCUAUGUUUAUCUUCGGACACAUCCAUUAUUAAUAAGACAUUAUUUAGCAUCUACUUAUCAAGAUAAAAAAAAUCAUACUGUAGUAUUAUCAGGAUUCAGUUAUGGCUCUGAUGUUAGAUGCAGGGAAACUUCAGAUAGACAGUUGAUGUUAGAAGAUUCCAUUUCUCCAUUAGAAAGACAGUUAUAUUUCAAAACCGCUCAUGCUCAUUUUAAAGCAGGAUGUCCUGCACUCGCCCUUGAAGUUUUAUCGAAAUUACCCAGUAAAAUAAUGGAUCCUUCAACAGAACAGUCAAACAGUUUGGUCAGUACCCCAACGCGAAGUCGUGACAUUCGCAUAGAUACUGGUAUCUUAAUGCACGAAGAAAUAGAAAAAAAAUCUGCUGAAGCCGUUAAUUUAGAUGUAGUUGUAAAUAAUACUGUGACUGCUGAAGAAAUAGAUUGGUCCACACCAGUGAUGAAACCAAAAGACGAAUUAGUACUUGAAUGGAGCGAUAAAGAAGAUGAUGAUGAAGAUGAAAUAACAGUGCAAGAAUCUUCGAAAAUUAUCAAGCAAGAAUCCAUGGAGAGUGAAAAAUCAAAAUCUGAUUCAAAAGCAUGUAACCUUGAUGUAAUGGCACAACAGCUGAAAUUUGUUGCUUGUCUAAAAAUACUGAUGGAAGAACUAUCCACUUUAGCUACUGGGUACGAAGUAGAUGGUGGAGAGUUAAGAUAUCAUCUUUAUUUGUGGCUCGAGAGAGAAGUCGAUGCUUUAAAACAUUUAUGUAACUAUAGAUCCAAAGAUUCAAUGAUUGUCCAAUAUGAAGGAAGUAUUGAAACAUCAGUAUUAGAUCCCCGUGAGUUUUCUUCAACACCUACACUAAAGAAUUCUUCUGACAAACCAACCUUGCAUGAUAUUUUACUUGCUGAAAAAAUUGAUUUUGAAGCAAAAGUUCAACGAGCAGCUAGAAGAAAAAAGUGGCUAAAAGAAAACGAAACACUUUUAAGAACAUUGCUCAGCUAUUGUAGUUUACAUGGAGCUGGAGGUGGUGGUUUAGCAUCAGUUCGAAUGGAAUUAGUACUUUUAUUGCAAGAAUUACAACAAGAAAAAACUCAACAACAAUUACUCUCACCAUUGCCAUUCCCUACUACUUUACCAUUAUUGUCUGCAAGUGUUGCUUGUAACAAAACUGUAAUAGCAGAUCCAGUUAGAUACCUUCAAGCUCAAGCACAUGAUAUGUUGCAAACAGUUAUUGAUAUUCGUUAUCCUCCUUUAUUGACACGAAUGGAUCUUAGUGAUUUAUUUGUAUUGAGAGAUUUGUCAGUGGCAUUGUCAGCUUGUUUUUAUCAAUCACUCUGUGAUAGUGACACGGUUGCUGAAAGUUAUCAAUCUGGUGCUGACAAUCCAUCUUAUUGUAGCUACCUGAUAGCAGCCAAAAAUAGAAAACGUCGUUACAGUAUAGAUGAACCUAACAAAGUGACUACUCCGCCUUCAAAAUGGCCUGGUGUUUCAAGCUUACGUGCAUUAUUAGCACAUGAGAAAGAUGAAGAUGCACCUAAAUUAAAUACAUUAUUGUGUGAAGCUUUUGUUGCUACCUAUAUGGGUUUAUUAGUAUACGCAUUUUCUACUUGUGAUUGUCAUAUAUUAUACCGAUUAGUUGGACAGAAAUUUUCUGAAACUACAUGGAGUGCACUUUUUGGAGGUGGUGUGAAAAAAUUACUAAAGGUUGCACCUACAGCUCCUAAAAGUCGACCUAGCAGUUUAGAACGAGAGAAUAGUACAAGCAGUGAUACUGGUGUAUGGACAGCAGUUACAAGCUUAACUAAACAAAAAGUACGAUUAAAUAUGAAACUCCUGGGUCAGUUUGUUGGUUCUCCUGGUACUCCAAGUAUAAAAGAAGAUAAACCUACGUAUAGAGAGCAUUUCAUACCUCCUGAAAUGUCUAUGAUAUCAUAUUUUUUGAACAAACCAAAUUUAUCCACAGAAGUACAAGACGUAGAUUAUGAUUCAGCUGAUAGUGCUGUAUCUGAUUUAUCUGAAGAUGAAGAUGAGGAUUGUGAUGUUUUUGAUAACACACAAGAUAACAAAAGCAAAACUAAUAAAACUGAAAAUACUGAACAUUCAAAUCCUUAUAGCUAUGCUUGGAUGGUAAUGAGAUUAGCCAUAAUGCAAUUGGUCCAGGAGCAGUUACAUGGAUUUCUCACAGUUGCAGCCAUUGAUCUCCAAGAAUUACCAGUUAGUAGUCCAUUGAUACAUGGCAUACUCCGAGUAGUUAGCCAAUGGCAAGAUAUAUUAAAGGAAGAAUUAGAAUCUAAGGGCCCUCCUCCUGUUGAUUACAUACCCGGGUGCUUUGUUGAACAAGCUACAACUGGUCCUCCAAUUAAUAAGUACAGAACACUUUUGGAUAAAACAAAUACCCCAUUCCACCCUCGUCAUGGAUCAGCAGCACCUGCUCGGCGUUUGUGGAACUUUUUAGUUCGUCAAGAAUUUGUUCAAGAUUUGUUCAUUCGUAGUAUUUUUAGCCGUCAACCUCGUGCUGCAGGAAGCUCUACUUUACCAACUAUGAGUCAAGAAGUAAAGUCCUGUUCAGGAAGUGAAACACCUAAUUCACAUUUACCUGAUCCUGUGAGAAUUAUUCAUAAAGAACAAGAUUCAAUAUCUGCUUUUUGUCUUAAUUUGGCAAACAGUAGUCUUCUUGCUUUGGCAACCCCUCGGGAAAUACAGGAAAUGGACAUAUCAUUAUUACUAGAAUCACCUUCUUGGUUGGAGGAUGAAUGUGAAUUUGAUCUAGUUAAUUUAUCUCGAGAUCAUGAGCAUCAACCAUCAAGUUUCUUGGUUAUCCAAACUUCUGUUGAUCGCCCCCUUCAAACAUCUCCUGGUACUGUUAUUGUUAAUCCACUGCCAACAAGCCCCAGCGUAACUGGUUUAGCAAGCCAGACUGGACGAGGCGCUUCUGUGGUACAACAAAAGAGCUCACAAAGUUACAGCGAUGGAGGAACGAGAGCAAUAAAAAGCUCAAAAAAUAUUAUGUCGAUGAAGGGACUGAAUUUCCCUGGUUGUCACGACCCACGUUUCUGUCAGUUUGUCUGUGACCGCAGUCGACUCCUGCUCAGACCGGUGAUGAAACAUCGUGUAGAUAACAUUCGAAGAAUAUGCCCACAUCCUUUGCUACCUGUGUAUUUGACUGGUUCACAAGAUGGAUCAGUUCAUAUUUGGGAAUGGGGUCAUCCUCAAACAGUAGCUGAGCCUCGUGCAGCUGGUACAUUUGCAAAAGUAACAAGAGUGCGGUUUUCUCAGCACGGCAAUAAAUUUGGUGUAGCUGAUGGUGAUGGAAAUUUAUCUCUGUUUAAUGUCGGUCUUACAUCAUCUAACUAUAGACCAUUUUAUACAUUCCAAUGCCAUAAUAAAGUUACCAGUGAUUUUGUAUUCCUUGGUUCAUGUAGUCUCAUUGCUACCACUGGCCAUUCGUCGGAAAAUAGAAAUGUUGCUUUGUGGGAUACACUGUUACCAUACAAAAAAUCACUAGUCACAGCAUUUGUGUGUCAUGAACAAGGUUCUACUUGUAUAGGAUUCGCUCCUCAACAUCAAGUAAUUGUCACUGGCGGACGAAAAGGUGACAUAUGCAUAUUUGAUGUGCGUGGUGGUAGUGGUUCAAUAAAACAUCGUUACUUAGGUCAUGAGUCAUGCCUUAAGUGCAUGACUAUUGACCCACAUGAACAGUUCUAUUGCACAGGAGCAGCAGAUGGAGACAUUAAAAUUUGGAAUUUGUCCACCCAUCAGUUAAUGUACACUUUUCCUGCUGAGCAUGCUCGUUCUAGUUUCUUCAAACAUAUUGGUCAAGGUGUUACACAGCUACAGGUAGACUCAUCUGCAAGGUUAUUCUCAUGUGGAGCCGACGGUUCUAUGAAAGUCAGACAACUGCCGGACAGGUAUCAUUAGGAAUUUAUAUGUGAUUAGAUUCAUUGCUAAUCCUGGUAUGAAUCGAAUUGAUUUGCUAUUAAAAAUAAUAAGUAAAAAAUAUAUAACAACAGCACUAGUCAAAUAAUACAAUUUUGUAGGGGAAUGCUGCUUUUGAAAAUAAAUUUCUUGUUAUCUUUGUGUUUAAAUUAUAAUCUUUUAUGCAUUAUUGAGAUUCAUUCAAGUCUAUUAUAAUAAUUCUUAUUUUACUAGUAAAAUAUUAGAAAAUGUAUUUUAGAACACACGUAUUAUAAUAAAAUAAUUUAGAUAAUUUGUUAAUUAUAACAUUAAAAUGUGUGCAAUAAUCAUGCAUACAACUUAUUGAUAUUAUCUUUACGAAUUUGGUACUCAGUAGCUAUUACCGAUUAAAAUCAGCAAUAAUAAAUCA
This is a messenger RNA of Sipha flava (yellow sugarcane aphid), 10769 nucleotides long. It is a transcript of the gene Rbcn-3A, whose product is annotated as dmX-like protein 2. NCBI's taxonomy places the organism in Eukaryota, Metazoa, Arthropoda, Insecta, Hemiptera, Aphididae. Bases 302 to 10363 code for a protein of 3353 amino acids. Gene Ontology annotation, cellular component: RAVE complex. The record is from RefSeq and is a predicted model, not a curated record. Gene Ontology annotation, molecular function: protein binding. The transcript is spliced from 48 exons. Gene Ontology annotation, biological process: vacuolar acidification.